Onychostoma macrolepis is the source of this 1087-nucleotide messenger RNA. RefSeq names its product calcium binding protein 5a (gene cabp5a). The coding region runs from base 354 to 851 and encodes 165 amino acids. The transcript has 8 exons. NCBI's taxonomy places the organism in Eukaryota, Metazoa, Chordata, Actinopteri, Cypriniformes, Cyprinidae. Gene Ontology annotation, molecular function: calcium ion binding. The record is from RefSeq and is a predicted model, not a curated record.
GUCGGUGUCAGGCGUGCCGUUCGUCUCUUUCUGUCCUCGACAGCUCCAUCUCUGUUUUUCUUUUCCUCUCUCAUUCGCUUUUUGUUCAGGACUUCAUGAUGGCGGAGCGGGGCGGGAGCCGACCGGAAACCGGAAGCGCGGAAGCGUGCGGUGAAGAGCAGCUGAUUCGCUGUGAGUGCUGAUGCUCUGAUGCUGACCCGUGUCCAGAUGGAUGUCAGUCUGACCCCUCCCGCACACACACAGCGUACAAAAGCCCUCCGGAGCCGAGCCGAGGCCACACACCGGGACCAGACACACACCGCUCUGAUCAGCUUCAGGAGGUUGCAGGGUGUUAACAGCAGCCGCUCACAGACAUGACUGCAUGCAUCUUCUUACGGGGAGCAAAGAUCGACAGAGAAUUGGCAGAUGAUGAGAUUGAAGAGCUGAGAGAGGCGUUUAAUGAAUUCGAUAAAGAUAAAGACGGUCUAAUUAGCUGUAAGGACCUGGGGAACCUGAUGAGGACGAUGGGUUACAUGCCGACCGAGAUGGAGCUGAUCGAGCUGGGCCAGAACAUCAACAUGAACCUGGGAGGACGGGUGGACUUUGAAGACUUCGUGGAGUUAAUGGCCCCGAAGCUUUUGGCCGAAACGGCCGGCAUGAUCGGAGUGAAGGAACUCAGAGACGCUUUCAAAGAGUUUGACAUGGACGGCGACGGCUCGAUCACCACCGAGGAGCUGAGGAGCGCCAUGACUAAACUACUGGGAGAACACAUGAACCACAGAGAGAUCGACGCCGUGGUCCGAGAGGCAGACAAUAACGGAGACGGCACGGUGGACUUCGAAGAAUUCGUCAGGAUGCUGUCGAGCUGCUGAGACGUUCAUCUUCUGGACGCUGCGGAUACAUAACAUGCAUAUCAUAUCCCUAAAUAUCAAAGAUCUUCCCCCAUAAACUAUGCAAAAAUCUCAGGCUUCCAAUGCAAUAUAGAGCUACUGAUCUGAGAGAUGGAUGUGCGAUAUUUUUGUGAAAUUAGUCUAAUAUUAUAACGCUUAUGUCUUUGCAUUAUUUUUAAUAGAUAUUUGCUCAAUAAAAUACAAAAUUAGGAAAUAAA